Pseudophryne corroboree (corroboree frog) is the source of this 2566-nucleotide messenger RNA. RefSeq names its product nuclear receptor binding protein 1 (gene NRBP1). Gene Ontology annotation, molecular function: protein kinase activity; ATP binding. The record is from RefSeq and is a predicted model, not a curated record. NCBI's taxonomy places the organism in Eukaryota, Metazoa, Chordata, Amphibia, Anura, Myobatrachidae. The coding region runs from base 182 to 1789 and encodes 535 amino acids. The transcript is spliced from 19 exons. Gene Ontology annotation, biological process: intracellular signal transduction; protein phosphorylation. Gene Ontology annotation, cellular component: cytoplasm; endomembrane system.
UCGUCGGCGUUGGGAGGCGACAAACGUAGGAGGAGCCGUUCACGGGAACAUGGUUGACGUCAUCGCGUUCUGUGCGUCUGACGUCACUGUUAGGCGCUGAGAUCUGUCAGAGGAUCCCCCAGUAUCGGGGCCCGAAUCCCGAGGUGCUGCGUCGUUACUGUCUUGCUCAAGCUCCAAAACAAUGUCUGAAGGGGAAAGUAAAGUGGCUCCAAGCACAGGCUCAGACCCAAAACUGGAGAGUGUGUCCUCUAUGUCCCCCCCUGUGAGUGCCCCGUCUGUUGCUGCCCAAGAAGAGGAAGAAGAGGAGGAAAGUGAAGAUGAAUCUGAGAUCCUGGAGGAGUCGCCUUGUGGUCGCUGGCAGAAACGGCGUGAAGAGGUGAACCAGCGCAAUGUUCCGGGUAUUGAUAGCGCUUAUCUCGCCAUGGACACGGAGGAAGGGGUCGAGGUCGUCUGGAAUGAGGUGCAGUUCUCAGAAAGGAAGAACUUCAAGCUACAAGAGGACAAAGUUAAAGCCGUGUUUGAUAAUCUGAUUCAGCUGGAGCAUCUCAACAUUGUCAAGUUCCAUAAGUACUGGGCGGACGUGAAGGAGAACCGCGCGCGGGUCAUUUUCAUUACGGAGUACAUGUCGUCUGGAAGUCUCAAGCAAUUCCUGAAGAAGACCAAGAAAAACCACAAGACUAUGAAUGAGAAGGCGUGGAAGAGGUGGUGCACACAGAUCCUGUCUGCAUUAAGCUACCUGCACUCCUGCGACCCUCCCAUUAUCCACGGGAAUCUGACCUGUGACACCAUUUUCAUCCAACACAAUGGACUCAUCAAAAUAGGAUCUGUCUUUCAUAGGAUUUUUGCUAAUGUGGCCCCAGACACCAUCAACAAUCACGUGAAGACCUGUCGGGAAGAGCAGAAGAAUUUGCAUUUCUUUGCUCCGGAAUAUGGUGAGGUGACCAAUGUGACUACAGCAGUUGAUAUCUACUCCUUUGGGAUGUGUGCGUUGGAGAUGGCGGUUCUAGAGAUCCAGGGGAAUGGGGAGUCCUCUUAUGUACCCCAGGAGGCUAUAAAUAAUGCCAUUCAGUUCCUGGAGGACCCGCUGCAGAGGGAAUUCAUUCAAAAAUGUCUGGAAACGGAUCCCAGCAAACGUCCCACCGCCCGGGAGCUUCUCUUCCACCAGGCUCUGUUCGAGGUUCCAUCCCUGAAACUGCUGGCAGCGCACUGCAUCGUGGGUCAUCAGCAUAUGAUACCAGAAAAUGCCUUAGAAGAAAUGACAAAGAACCGAGACAUGAGCGCUGUGUUAGCGGAAAUCUCGCACCCUGACCGGGAAGGUUUCCGCAUGAUGUUCUCCCAGUCCCCGGCUCUGGAGCUAGACAAGUUCCUGGAAGAUGUCAGAAAUGGUAUUUACCCCCUCACUGCUUUUGGAAUACCCCGACCUCAGCAGCCACAACAGGAGGUGGUUAAAUCUCCGGUUGUUCCCCCGUCUGUGAAGACACCGACCCCUGAACCGGCAGAAGUGGAAACACGUAAGGUGGUUCAGAUGCAAUGCAAUAUCGAGUCUGUCGAUGAAGGAGCAAAACAUCAUCUGACUUUAUUGCUGAAACUGGAAGACAAGCUGAACAGACACCUCAGCUGUGACUUAUUACCCAAUGAGAACAUCCAGGAGCUGGCUGCAGAGCUGGUACAGUUGGGCUUUGUUAGCGAGGUCGACCAAAGCAGACUCACCUGUUUACUUGAAGAAGCGUUUAGCAAAUUCUUCUUUGCGCGUAACGGAAGCAUAAGUGCUGUCACUGUGUCUUCAUAGCAACUAACAGCACCAGCGGGCUGGGGUCUACAGCAGUCCACCCCGCCUGCCCUGACUGCAUAUACACUCCCCAGGAGCAGAGAGGAAGAGCCAUCGCCUCUGGCAGUGUGUCCCGGCAGCACACGAGGGUCCUGCCCUGCUUACUGUUUACACAUUGAAAGGAUUACACCGAUGUUACACCUACUCAGUAGCGCCCUCCUGUGGACACGGGGCUGCGCGUGACUUCCUGUGAGUGCGUUAUGUAGAGCACACUACAGCCUCUCUGAUAUUUGUUAGCUAUCUUGUCUUUGGGUAAUGGGACAAUCUUCUGUCUAUAUCAGGAUGAGGCAUUGCACAGUAUAAGAGAAGGGAGAUGAAGGCGUCACUCAUACAUUUCAUCCAGUACCUGUAUAGCGCCUCCUAGUGCUCAAGCCUUAGCUUAUCUGUGUCUUGUUUACAGCCUCUGUGACUUGUAGGCCCAGCUUCCUUCCUCCGGGAGCGGGCCGGUCGCUGGAUAGGUGACGCUGUCAGGCGGUGGUGGGCUCUGGGGUCUCACUAGGUGGCAGAUGGUCUGUAGCAGUGCUUCUUAGUGUAUGGUUCCUGGCACGCCACUGAGGUCACAAUAUGUAUUAACCCUUUCUCAGCCAUGCUGUGAGGGGAGACGUGUUCCUUAUACCAUGUUCUUAGCUUUGCACAUUAUGGAAAUAACCUGUAUUACUUUAUGUGACAUUGUCCGUUUUAUUUGUAACUAAUACUUUCCCUUUUUCUGUAAAUAAACUUGAAGUUUGUUGUAUUUAA